This is a messenger RNA of Glycine soja, 3741 nucleotides long. RefSeq lists its product as uncharacterized. The record is from RefSeq and is a predicted model, not a curated record. NCBI's taxonomy places the organism in Eukaryota, Viridiplantae, Streptophyta, Magnoliopsida, Fabales, Fabaceae. The coding region runs from base 183 to 3353 and encodes 1056 amino acids. The transcript has 2 exons.
UCCCCAAAAAAUAAUACCCAGGAAAAUGCAUUUCUUACUCUCUCUCUGCAACAAUUAGGGUUUUAAACCUUUAAUCCAAUCCAAAAACUCACAUUUAUUAUCUUACUGCGAUUUUUCCACCUCGCGCGAUAUGGUAUUGUCCCUUUCCAUUUCCCAUUAGCUUCUUCUCCUCACGCCCGCUCAUGAGCCACCAUCGCAACAACCACGCUGCGCUCACUGUUUCAACCGGCGAUGCGAAUCCCGAUGACUGUCACCAACCGGUCGAUGCUCCCCUUUCCGCAGCAGAACAGAUUAGGGUUAGGGUUUCAUCGGAGGACAACGCGGCACCCGCAUCCUCCACCGCCGAUCGCUUCGACCGCAUCAACAACCACGCCGCGUCGAGCAGAACGUCUGAAUUAGCAAGAUUCUCGAACUCCGAGGUGAAAUCGCUGCUAUCGGAGUUUGACGAUUACGUGGCAGCUGGCGGAGCGUCGAGGAACGUAGGGCACGGUUUUGAAAUCGGUGACAUGGUGUGGGGGAAGGUGAAAUCGCACCCGUGGUGGCCGGGGCACAUAUACAACGAAGCUUUUGCUUCUUCCGCAGUACGAAGAACCAAGAGGGAGGGCCACGUGUUGGUGGCAUUCUUCGGUGACAGCAGCUACGGGUGGUUUGAGCCGUCGGAGCUCAUCCCGUUUGACGCGAAUUUCGCAGAGAAAUCGCGGCAGAUAAGUUCUAGAAACUUCCUGAAGGCCGUGGAAGAGGCCGUAGAUGAGGCCAGUAGAAGAUGCGGCCUUGGAUUGGUUUGUAGGUGUAGGGGCCCUGGGAAUUUUUGCCCCACCGAUGUGGAAGGGUAUUAUUCUGUUCAGGUGCCGGAUUAUGAGCCUGGAGUGUAUUCUGAUGCUCAGAUCAGAAAGGCCAGAAGUGAAUUUGGAGCUGCGGAAAUGCUUUCUUUUCUGAAGCAAUUGGCAUUGAAUCCACAUGGUGGUGAUCAGAGAAGCAUUGGUUUCACUAAGAAUAGGUCCACUGCGUUUGCUUUUCGACGGGCAGUGUUUGAGCAGUAUGAUGAAACUUAUGCGCAGGCUUUCGGUGUGCAGCCGAGGCGCCCUUCGGAUUCUGCCGGUAAUCACCUUGAUCGGCCUGUGAGGCUUCCUGCUAAAGCUCCUUUGAGUGGUCCAAUGGUGAUAGCAGAAACUUUGGGUGGUGAGAAGAGUGCAACAAAAUCUGUAAAAGCUAAGGGCAAUUUCAAGACGGACAAGUAUCUUUUUAUGCGGCGAGAUGAGCCCAGUAACACCUCCCAGUUACCGUCCAGGGAGACAUCUGAUGCAGCUGGGAGUUAUGUGCUUCAGAAGAGGCCUUUAGCAGUGUCAGCAGCCCCCGAGGCUUUGGAGAAGCAUGAAGACACAGGGUUUAUGAGCCAAGGCAUUGCAGCUUCAACUGUAAAAGGCGAAAUAGCUGUUGCAGACCAGGUUCAAUCAGAUGGCAUUGGUCAUGCAUCCCAAGAAAUGACUAGGAGUGUUGAACCAGUGGAAGUUGCCAGUAAAAGCAUGGGUAGGCCUGGGGAGAUGGCAUUGCCGAACAUAGUUAAUGAGACAUCUCAGUCUACCAAUAUGGAGAGCAAAACUUCUAUUGAUGUAAAAAAUGAUGGAGAUUUAACACCAUCAGUACCACAUGAAGAUUUUCAGCAAAUAGAGCAGGGAUUCCUGGCUACAUCUGGUGAAGUUAAGCAUCACAAACUUAAUGUUGAUGGUGUGCCAAAGAAGAUAAAAGUUCAUAAGCGGCCUGCAAAUGACUUGAAGUCCAAAACUUCUGGUAUUGAGGGGAAAAGGAAAAAAAAAAUGAAAAAUGAUUUAAAUUUACAACCUAUCUCAGGCCAUCUGGAAAAGAUUUCUACUUCUGAAAAAGCUGUACAGCUAUCAGGGCAAUCUGAAAAACCUGUCUCAAUUGGAUUGGCUUCUAGAGAGGAUUUACGUUCAGAACCAAUGCAGGUGGAUGCUUCUACCAGUAAUCUGAUGCCCAUGGAUUCCAUUGCCGAAGUUAAUAUUGAGUUGCCCCAUCUUUUGGGUGAUUUGCAAGCUCUUGCUUUGGAUCCUUUUCAUGGUGUUAAAAGAGGGAUCCCUGCAGUUACUAGGCAGUUCUUUUUGCGGUUCAGGUCUCUUGUUUAUCAGAAAAGCUUGCCUGUAUCCCCACCCAUGGUAACAGAGAAUGAAGCUGUUGAAGAUCGAAGACCUCCAUCCAGUAUUGGGACAUCAGACAGUCCUGAUGAUCGUGCUAGAGCUUCACCACUUAUAAAGCCUGUAAAACACAUUGUUCGGCCUGACGAUCCAACCAAAGCUGGGCGGAAAAGGGCCCUCUCUGAUCGUCAAGAAGAAAUUUCUGAAAAAAGAUUGAAGAAAAUCAAGAAUAUAAAGGCACUGGCUGCAGAGAAGAAGGCAGGCAGCCAGAAAACUUCUGAAGCUCGUCAAGGAGAUGGAAAAGAAUCCAUGGCCCAGGCUCCACCCAAGGUAGUGAAACCAGAAUUGACCAGGAAAGUGGAGCGUCCAGCCAAGGCGGUUGAACCCACCAUACUGGUGAUCAAGUUUCCCCCAGAAACAUCACUACCAUCUGUUGCAGAGCUGAAAGCAAGGUUUGCUCGUUUUGGGCCAAUAGAUCAAUCAGGUCUCCGGGUGUUUUGGAAGACCUCAACAUGUCGAGUUGUUUUCUUGCAUAAGGUUGAUGCACAAUCUGCCUAUAAAUAUGCUCUAGCAAACCAAUCCUUAUUUGGCAACGUGGGUAUGAAGUGCUUCCUCCGUGAAUUUGGUGAUGCUUCAUCUGAAGUCUCUGAAGCUGCAAAGGCUAGGGGAGACAAUGGUGCCAAUGAAUCACCUCGGGUCAAGGAUCCUGCAGUGGUUCAGCGCCAGUCAUCAGUAUCAGCCCAGCAACCUCUUCCUCAGCCAAUGAUCCAACUCAAAUCUAUACUGAAGAAAUCUACCGGGGAUGAGCUAGGCCAAGGAACCGGUAAUGGAGGUAGUAGUAAGGGGACUCCGCGUGUAAAAUUCAUGUUAGGUGGGGAAGAAAGUAGUAGGGGAGAGCAAUUAAUGGUGGGUAAUAGGAACAGCUUCAACAGUGUUAGUUUUGCUGAUGGUGGUGCACCUUCUUCUGUUGCUAUGGAUUUUAAUACUCCCCCUCCUACUCAGUUUAAAAAAAUCCCACAACAAAAUUUGCAUAAUUCCGAAAUGGCACCCAGAAAUACACCCAAUUUUAUAAACGCGACCGCAUCAGCUACUGCACCCACCGUUGAUAUAUCACAGCAGAUGAUAAGCCUUCUGACAAGGUGCAACGAUAUUGUGAAUAACCUGACGAGUUUAUUAGGUUACGUGCCCUAUCAUCCACUUUGAUAAAUAUGGCACCGUACUCAACUGUAGACCGAAUCCAAUACAAGAAAAAAUGCGGGCUAGUUGGAUUGUGAAUGACUUGCUCGAGGAAAUGCAUGAACCUAGAAAUAUAAUCCUUCAAUAGCCGUUUAUUUUGAGAUUUUUGUAUCUUCACAAUGUAAAUGUACUACCAUAUUGAUAGUGGCGUCUCAUUUAGCUGCCUUUUCAUUUGUUUUCUUGUUCAUCUACUUGAAUUGAAUCAUUUGCGAGGGUGGGGGAGAUUUUUUUGGUUACCGGAUGAGGUUGCUUGUUCAUUUUUGAAGCCCACCCACUUACAUUCCAUGUACUUCGUACUCUUAUUGUCCUGGAAAGUGUAUGCCAAUGCAUGACUACCUUUGAUUGGCCUUUUAUA